This is a messenger RNA of Lutzomyia longipalpis, 1163 nucleotides long. RefSeq lists its product as uncharacterized. The coding region runs from base 366 to 1163 and encodes 265 amino acids. The record is from RefSeq and is a predicted model, not a curated record. The transcript is spliced from 7 exons. NCBI's taxonomy places the organism in Eukaryota, Metazoa, Arthropoda, Insecta, Diptera, Psychodidae.
UUUCCCGAGUUUCCUUUCAUUUUAAUACAGAAAAAAAGUAUUAAAUAUACUUUUCUAAGUGAAUACAAGAAGAUAAAUUGUUUAUUAGUUGUAUUUCGUUUAUUGUGAACGGUGUAUUUGAUAAAUAUAGAAAAAAAAAUUUCAUCACACCUGACGAUAGUCUCUUAGAGGCCCCAAAGAAAAGUUUAUUAAUAUCCAGAAAAUCCCAAGUAUAAUUAAAGAAGUGAAUUUUUCAUUAUAUUCCGUGAGAAGAUUCCGUGGGAAGAAGCCCCAAUCCAUAAUAUCUCAAAUAUUUAAGUAAACAGCAAAGAAAAUUAGCAUCGCAUUUUGUAAGGGCGGAAACUCAAGUGGUCACAAAUUCAACGAUGGACAAACGUAAAGGGAAAAAGUCGCCAGUAAAAGGAAGGAGUCGAAGUGAACGAAAGAAAUCUGUACCUGCUAAAUACCAAGAUACACAGGAAAAAAAGAAAACUGCUAAGCCAACUGCGUCCCAAUCUGUAAAGGAGCUCAAAUUGAUGAUGCAAAAAACAUCAACAGCAGAACAUGAAGCUGGUAAAAUCGCUCAUUCUGGAGCUUCAAAUUUCGAUCCUGAGUACCAGUAUGCAGCAUCAUCUCAAACUCUUGAGAUUGAGAAUAAAAUGGCGUUGCGCAAAUUGGCGCACGAAUUGUCUACGCCAAUGGGUCCGAGGACUCCCGCAAUGGUGACAUUACCAAACACUUCUUCUGUGGAUCCUGGAUAUAUAACUAACCAGGAUUAUCAAUCAUUGAUUGACAACCGAACGAGUCGCUUCCAUGAGGGAAAUAAUCAACUCACGGCGUAUAGUCAGUAUGGUUCGACACGACCAAUACAAAAUAUUGAUCAUACGAGGAAUGUUUUGCAACCAGGUACAGUGACUCCCGUCGUAAUUCCUAACUACCAAACAAGUCUCUUCCAUGAGGGAAAUAAUCAACUCACGGCGUACAGUCAGUAUGUUUCAACUCAGCCAAAACAAAUUGAUCAUACGAGGAAUCUUUCGCAACCAGAUACUGAAACUCCGGAUCGAGAUUCUGAGCCAUCAAGUGAGUUCCUCGGGGCCAAUAGCAUAUCAAAGAGUGAAUUACCAUUCGUUGGUGGUACCGAAGUUCUUUUUGGAGAUCAGAGUCUUCGUCUCGGUCUUCGGUGA